AUGGUUAAAAUUAAGAGAGAUUACAAUAUAGUUAACAUUAAUGAUGAUAAUGAUGCUGGUAAUAGUAAUGGUGAUGGUGAUGGUGAUGAAAUUGGGGAUAGAUUAAAUAUUGGGAAUAGCGGAUCUUCGAUGAAUUUGAUGAAGCAAACUGAUAAUAAUGAUGUGGUUGAUCCAUGUAGGGUUAUUGAAGAUAAUGAUUUAUAUGCUACUGAUGCCAAGAAAGUGCUGAGAAAGUUUCAUGAUAAGAUGGUUUACGACGAAGAUGUUGAUGAUAUAAUGGAUGAUAAAGAAAGAGCAAUCAAAACAGAAGAGCUGUCGAAGAUGAUGGGUGAUAAACAUGAGAUGGUUCCACCUGAGAAUUUUAGUCAUGUUGUUGGUGAAAUAUAUCGCAGUAGUUUCCCUCGAAUUGAGAACUUCCCAUAUUUACAGAAUCAAUUAAAAUUGAAAUCUAUAUUAGUGUUGAUACCAGAAGAGUAUCCUCCAGAGAAUCUUGAAUUUCUGGAGAAAUCUGGAAUUCGGUUGUAUCAAGUUGGAAUGAGCGGUAAUAAGGAGCCGUUUGUUAACAUCCCAUCAGAUUUAUUAACAAAAGCUUUAGAAAUUGUAAUAAAUCCAGAGAAUCAUCCAAUAUUAAUACAUUGCAAUCGAGGGAAACAUCGUACUGGAUGUCUGAUAGGAUGUAUUAGAAAAUUACAGAAUUGGUCAUUAACAAUGAUAUUUGAUGAAUACCGUCGCUUUGCAUUUCCAAAGGCUCGUGCCUUAGAUCAACAAUUUAUUGAACUUUACGAUGAUAUAUAUAUCAAGAAAGUAGCAGAAAAAAAUACAUGGUUACCAUUACAAUGGUAA
Molecule: messenger RNA, 843 nt
Organism: Vanderwaltozyma polyspora DSM 70294
Lineage: Eukaryota; Fungi; Ascomycota; Saccharomycetes; Saccharomycetales; Saccharomycetaceae
Gene: SIW14
Product: putative tyrosine protein phosphatase SIW14
Exons: 1
Coding region: 1-843 (280 amino acids)
Biological process (GO): protein dephosphorylation
Cellular component (GO): cytoplasm
Molecular function (GO): phosphatase activity; inositol diphosphate tetrakisphosphate diphosphatase activity
Source: RefSeq, a predicted model, not a curated record